Molecule: messenger RNA, 395 nt
Organism: Habropoda laboriosa
Lineage: Eukaryota; Metazoa; Arthropoda; Insecta; Hymenoptera; Apidae
Gene: RpL36A
Product: 60S ribosomal protein L44
Exons: 4
Coding region: 33-347 (104 amino acids)
Biological process (GO): translation
Cellular component (GO): ribosome; cytosolic large ribosomal subunit
Molecular function (GO): structural constituent of ribosome
Source: RefSeq, a predicted model, not a curated record
AAUACGUUUCCUUUUCUUUCUAAACAUCCAAUAUGGUAAACGUACCGAAACAGAGACGCACUUUUUGCAAAAGGUGCAAGGUACAUAAGCCACACAAAGUGACACAGUAUAAAAAAAGUAAAGAACGUCAUGCAUCACAAGGUAGAAGGCGUUAUGACCGUAAACAGCAAGGUUUUGGUGGACAAACCAAACCCAUAUUCAGAAAGAAGGCAAAAACUACAAAAAAGAUUGUCUUAAGAAUGGAAUGUACAGAAUGCAAGUAUAGGAAACAAAUUCCUCUUAAAAGAUGUAAGCAUUUUGAAUUGGGAGGUGACAAGAAGAGGAAGGGACAAAUGAUUCAGUUCUAGGGUGAAGUUAUGUAUGUUAACUUUCUAUUUGUAUUUAAUAAAUGAAAU